AUGGCUGGAUCCUACGCCGCCGUGUCCUUCCCACCACCACCAUCUACCUCCACCUCGCCGCUCCAAUCUGCGGCCUCCGAGGUCUCGGAAGGCUCGACGAUGUCUGCUGCACCGCUCACGCUCGAGUCCUUGGCGGCUGCGAUCAUCGACAUCAACCGCAACAUCGCGUCCAUGCAGGCGGCUUGGGCGGGACUCGUCCAGCAGCCCUCCCCCCCGCCGUUCUCGACGCCGCCGCUGUCCACGGGGCCGGCCGGAUCCUACGCCGCCGUGCCCAUCUCCACGCCGCUCGGCACACACCCUUGGGCUACGCUGGCCCUGUCCUCCGCAGCUCCGCCCGUGUUCACCACCGCCACAGCCACUGUGGCGCCCUUGCCUGCGCAGCAGCCUGCACCUUCCACAGGCGCCUUCGAUGAGUGGAUGGCGACCCUCGUCCAUAACAUUGGCGCACAGCCGGCGUCGGUGCCCUCAUCCGCGGGCGCGCAGUCGGCGGGCCUCGUCCUCGGCGUGCCGGUGCCUCCAUUCACAGGUGCACAGCCGGGCGAUCAGAUCGCCACUGCGGCAGCAACCGUGCAAGUGGCGCUUGCGCAGAAGAGUGAUUGUCAGUCUGCGACGGUGCGAUUACAGGCUGCAGCACGCGGCCUCCUAGCGCGGCGCCGACUGCAGGAGAUGCGCCGGCAGAUGCAUGAGGCGGCCUUGACGGCGAUGGACCUCGGCAAGGGGGGGCACGACCUCGCCCCGUCGAACGGCCAACAACAACCGCGCCGACCCGUUGCUGUCUCCAGGCGCGAGCAUGGUGCUGUUCCCGCAGGCGGCGCACUCCAGUUCUAUGGGAGUGAUGAUAGAAGAAGCGCACUCCUCUUUGUCACCGGCGGAGACGCACUGCCUAGCGCUGCCGCGUUUCGCUGUCGGCCGCCACGAGGUCGUCUCCGCUGGUCGCUGUUGCGAUUGAUUCCAGACAGCCGUACCCGUGCAACCCUCUCGUUUCGAUGGUCUCCAUGGGAUCCAGGCGGCUACACGAGCCUGUCCAGCACGCGGAGGGUGUCCGCCGCAUCUUCAGGAGUCAAGAAUAAAGAGUCGAGUUUAUUUGAAAUAAGCCGAGAUGUAAAAGGCUUGUUCUUAGGUGUUCAGUUUGUGUCUAGUGAAGCCAUAGUUAGCAUCAUUGUUAGGUCGCAGCUCGAGGACGAGCUGCAUGUCCAGGCUCAAAUGGAUGCCGCCAUGGCUCAGCCUACACCAGAAGGGGAACAACCAGUGACUCCUAUUGAAGAUGUUGCCAUCAAGUAA
Messenger RNA from Miscanthus lutarioriparius, 1281 nucleotides. The record is from the annotation of a GenBank genome assembly. NCBI's taxonomy places the organism in Eukaryota, Viridiplantae, Streptophyta, Magnoliopsida, Poales, Poaceae.